AUGGAGCUAUCAUAUCAUAUCCUUUGUGUGAUUAUUGUCAUCUUUGGCAUCCUUUUUCUAGCCAUUUGGCUCAUUUGGAGGCCCAACAAGGUCUAUUUCCACGUGUCAGAUGCCUCAUUGGCGAAAUUCGAUUUCUCUCCAUCAACCAAUACCCUUGACUAUGACCUUAACCUCAACUUCGAGAUAAGAAACUCCAAUGAAAAAAUUGGCGUUAAGUAUGAACUCAUAGAGGCAAAAUCGAAUUUCCAUCAAAAGAAAUUUGCCACAACGAACUUUGAAUUGUUCUCUCAGGAUUCUAAGAACAUGACUAUUUUGCAUCAGGAGAUCAAGGGUCAAAGCGAUGUUCAAUUCGGAGAUAGAGAGAAAUUGGAUUACGAAAAUGAGAAGAAAAAUGGAGCUUUUAAUAUUUACACAAUGUUUAACGUUCACAUGAGGCUAAAAUCAGGUUGGAUCACAACGGGAAAGAUUAAGUUUGUUGUUGGCUGUGGACUAAAGGUUCCACUCAAGUCUGAUAAUACAUCACCUUCUACUUUUCAAAGAACUAAUUGCAUGGUCUUUCCUAGUUGGGCCUCGUAA
This is a messenger RNA of Solanum stenotomum, 576 nucleotides long. RefSeq names its product NDR1/HIN1-like protein 3. The transcript has 2 exons. Lineage: Eukaryota; Viridiplantae; Streptophyta; Magnoliopsida; Solanales; Solanaceae. The record is from RefSeq and is a predicted model, not a curated record. The coding region runs from base 1 to 576 and encodes 191 amino acids. Gene Ontology annotation, biological process: defense response to other organism.